CGUAUGUACGUGCGUGCGUGCGAGAGGAGCCGCAGCAGCCGCGCGCGGACGGUUCACUCUCGCCCGUUAGCGCCAGUGCCGCCGCCGACGCCGUCGCCGCCGCCUCUUACCCCUCCGCGUCUCGCGCCCCGCUUGCCACCGCCAUGUCCCGUUACCUGCGCCCGCCCAACACGUCCCUGUUCGUGAGGAAUGUGGCCGACGACACCAGGUGUGUGUCUGAAGACUUGCGCCGGGAAUUUGGUCGUUAUGGUCCCAUAGUUGAUGUAUAUGUGCCACUUGAUUUCUACACCCGUCGUCCAAGAGGAUUUGCUUACGUUCAAUUUGAAGAUGUUCGUGAUGCGGAAGAUGCUCUGCAUAAUUUGGACCGAAAAUGGAUUUGUGGACGUCAGAUUGAAAUCCAGUUUGCACAAGGGGACCGCAAAACACCAAAUCAGAUGAAAGCAAAGGAAGGGAGAAAUGUGUACAGCUCUUCUCGCUAUGAUGAUUAUGACAGAUACAGGCGAUCCAGAAGCCGAAGUUAUGAAAGGAGGAGGUCUAGGAGUCGUUCAUUUGAUUACAACUACAGAAGAUCUUAUAGUCCUAGAAACAGUAGACCUACUGGAAGACCACGCCGUAGCAGAAGCCAUUCAGACAAUGAUAGAUUCAAACACCGAAACCGGUCUUUUUCGAGGUCUAAAUCCAAUUCAAGAUCACGAUCCAAGUCCCAGCCCAAGAAAGAAAUGAAGGCUAAGUCACGUUCUAGGUCUGCAUCUCACACCAAAACUAGAGGCACUUCUAAAACAGAUUCCAAAACACAUUAUAAGUCAGGCUCAAGAUACGAAAAGGAAUCAAGGAAAAAAGAACCAGCCAGAUCCAAAUCCCAGUCAAGAUCACAGUCUAGGUCUAGGUCAAAGUCUAGAUCGAGGUCCUGGACUAGUCCAAAGUCCAGUGGCCACUAAUGGCAUAACCAUAAUGUUUUUAGGCAUGUAUCAUUCAUUUACUCAUAGUUCAGUUUACUAAAUUAUCAGGAAUACAAUGUUGCAACAGUGCUUUAAAAAAAAAAAAGACAAAAAAAAAAAACCACACACACCCCCAAACUUUUACUUUUGUCAGUUUUCCCUGUAGCAAGCAAUGGUUAUUAUAAUUAAAAUGAUAUACUGUUGAGAA
Messenger RNA from Gracilinanus agilis (Agile Gracile Mouse Opossum), 1146 nucleotides. RefSeq names its product serine and arginine rich splicing factor 10 (gene SRSF10). The coding region runs from base 144 to 938 and encodes 264 amino acids. NCBI's taxonomy places the organism in Eukaryota, Metazoa, Chordata, Mammalia, Didelphimorphia, Didelphidae. The record is from RefSeq and is a predicted model, not a curated record. Gene Ontology annotation, molecular function: RNA binding. The transcript is spliced from 6 exons.